AUGGCACCUAGAAAGACCGUCGGAAUCUUGGGUGGUGGGCAGCUCGGACGGAUGUUGACACAUCCAGCUGCAUUACUCGGUAUCCCUUUAUUGAUACUUGAUUCUGGAUCACAUACACCUGCCAAACAGACAUUGUUACCACCUCAACCACAUUCACAUCUUGAUGGACCAUUCACAUCCGAAAGUCAUAUAAGAGAAUUAGCAUCUAAAUGUGAUAUAUUAACAGUUGAAAUUGAACAUGUCAAUGCGGAUGUAUUAGAAUCAGUUGAAAAAGAAGGUUUAUGCGAAGUUCAACCUUCACCCAAAACCAUUCGAUUAAUCCAAGAUAAAUUUCGACAAAAAUGUUAUCUAUCAGAUAAAGGUAUACCUGUCGCACCUUUUGCUGAAUUACCUAUUGGACCCAGCGAAAAAGAUGUUUUGGAAAUAACUGAAAAAUUGGGUUUACCAAUCAUGUUGAAAGCUAAAACAUUAGCUUAUGAUGGAAGAGGAAAUUCACCUUUACAAUCAACAGAUUCUGAAUCUAUCAAAAAAUCUCUCGAUUUCUUGGGUGAUCGACCUUUAUAUGCCGAAGGUUGGGCUCCGUUCGUCAAAGAAGUAGCUGUAAUGGUAGUUAGAAAUAAAGAGGGCCAAGUCAAAUCUUACGAUGCUGUAGAGACUAUUCAUAGAGAAAGUAUACUGAGAGUAUGUCUAGCUCCUUUGAGAGGCGAAAGAGGCGUCAAUGCCAGAGCGAGGGAAUUGGCUGAAAAAGCAGUGGGUCACUUGGAAGGUGCAGGUAUAUUUGGUGUCGAGAUGUUCUUGAUGGAAGAUGGUUCAAUUCUCCUUAAUGAAAUCGCUCCUAGACCACACAAUUCAGGACAUCAUACUAUAGAAGCGUGUUUGACCUCACAAUUCGAGAAUCACUUGCGAGCAAUCUUAUCACUUCCACUAGGAUCGACCGAAUUACGUGUACCUUCCGCGGCAAUGAUCAACAUACUUGGAUCAUCGUCAUCCAUGGAUCCUAUAACCGCGAUGGCAGAUAACGCAUUAACAGUCCCCGGAGCUUCCGUGCAUCUAUAUGGAAAGGCAGAAUCUCGAAAAGCUAGAAAAAUGGGUCAUAUAACUUUAACAGCGGAAUCAGAUUCUGAAUUGACAGAAAGAUUAAGAAUUCUGCUAUCUGCUCAACCUGAUGCAGAUCCAAAAUGGAUUGAUCCAAUCGCACCACCUUCGCCAGCUCCAUCACAUUCACAUAAAAAACCUUUGGUCGGUAUCAUUAUGGGCUCAGAUUCAGAUUUACCAGUCAUGUUACCCGCAACUAAAAUCUUGGAUCAAUUUGAUAUUCCAUAUGAAUUAACAAUCACUUCAGCGCAUCGAACUCCUGAAAGAAUGGUUAAAUACGCCAAAGAAGCUGCUGGAAGAGGUCUAAGAACUAUCAUUGCUGGUGCAGGUGGUGCAGCUCAUCUACCUGGAAUGGUAGCUUCCGAAACUUCUUUACCAGUCAUUGGUGUUCCAGUAAAAGCGAGUGUAUUGGAUGGUGUAGAUAGUUUAUACAGUAUCGUUCAAAUGCCCCGAGGUAUCCCAUGCGCAACAGUCGGAAUCAACAACUCCACCAACGCAGCUUUACUCGCCAUUCGAAUAUUAGGAACUUCAAUCCCUUCACUACAGCAUGCUACCGACGCAUAUUCCAAAAAGUUGGAGGAGGAAGUUUUGGGUAAAGUCGAGAAAUUAGAAAUUGACGGUUGGGAUAAAUACGUCAAAGAGACACUGAAGAAGUGA
This is a messenger RNA of Kwoniella shivajii, 1752 nucleotides long. Its product is annotated as phosphoribosylaminoimidazole carboxylase. Gene Ontology annotation, molecular function: metal ion binding; phosphoribosylaminoimidazole carboxylase activity; ATP binding. The transcript is spliced from 4 exons. Gene Ontology annotation, biological process: 'de novo' IMP biosynthetic process. The record is from RefSeq and is a predicted model, not a curated record. NCBI's taxonomy places the organism in Eukaryota, Fungi, Basidiomycota, Tremellomycetes, Tremellales, Cryptococcaceae. Bases 1 to 1752 code for a protein of 583 amino acids.